This is a messenger RNA of Topomyia yanbarensis, 1130 nucleotides long. RefSeq names its product J domain-containing protein CG6693. The record is from RefSeq and is a predicted model, not a curated record. Gene Ontology annotation, cellular component: cytoplasm; nucleus. Bases 143 to 1006 code for a protein of 287 amino acids. The transcript has 3 exons. Gene Ontology annotation, molecular function: heat shock protein binding. Lineage: Eukaryota; Metazoa; Arthropoda; Insecta; Diptera; Culicidae.
AACCGGUUCAUGAAUUAUUUGACUGGAUAGGACCUUUUGACAUGUUUUUCUAGAAUCGGUUUACGCGCGCCCUAUGACUUUGAUUUCUUUUGUGCGUUCGUAUAGUUAUUGUUACUUGUAUUUGCAGUGAUAACCUGUUAAAAUGCCAUCGACGCUCGAGCUUUGCGAAAAGUUUUAUGGAACGAGAGAUGUUUAUAAGCUGUUCGAGGUGAACCGUGAUGCUCCAGACAGCGAAAUCAAGAAAGCUUACUAUAAACUAUCUCUUAAAGUUCAUCCUGAUCGGGUUGACGAAAAGGAUAAGGAAGAAGCAACAGAGAAGUUUAAAGUUCUGAGCAAAAUUCAUUCAGUUUUAUCGAAUAAGAGUAAUCGGGCUCUGUAUGAUGAGAAAGGGAUCAUUGAUGAUGAUGACGAUGAUUCUUUGGGUGCCAAUUGGUUAUCAAUGUGGCAACAGUUUUUCAAACCCAUUUCCAAAGAGGACAUUAGUAACUUUGAAAAGGAAUACACAGGUUCGGAGCUGGAAAGAGGCGACAUAAAGAAAGCGUAUAUAAAUGGUAAAGGUUGCAUCAAUUAUAUGAUGGACUGUGUUCCUUUUAUGAGCUGCGAGGAUGAACCCCGGAUUAUGGAAAUUGUUAAGAAGAUGGUCGAAGCCGGUGAAGUUCCUGAGUAUAAAAUUUUUUCCGAUGAACCAAAAGCCAAGCGCGACCGACGACAUAAAAAAUACGCUAAAGAGGCAAAGGAAGCCGCAAUAUUGAAGGAAAAGAUAAAGCAAAAAUCAUUAGAACAGCAAAUUGCAGUUCGUCAGUCAGAUAGAGAACGAGGGUUUACUACGCUGCUGGACAAACUGACGCAACGUUAUGGCAACAACGAAGAUGAAGAUGAUCCGUUCAAUGUAAACGAGUAUGUUGCGAAGAAAAAGUCUAAAGCUAAAGCCACGCCGCAAAGGAAGCAGGCUAAGGACAAAGUACACAAGGUGAAGGAGGGACGAGUUGCAAAAAAGAGUAUCUAAUUGUUUUGAAUAAUUUUGAUUUUUUUUUGGACGGAACAUGUCAUUUGAUUUAGGUAUUUUUUCCAGAUAGCACCAAAUCCGUUGAAGUAUUUAAAAUUAAUAAAAUAAAAAACGUAAUCCCAAA